Messenger RNA from Heteronotia binoei (common prickly gecko), 1681 nucleotides. RefSeq names its product leucine rich repeat containing 20 (gene LRRC20). Gene Ontology annotation, molecular function: protein binding. Lineage: Eukaryota; Metazoa; Chordata; Lepidosauria; Squamata; Gekkonidae. The transcript is spliced from 4 exons. The record is from RefSeq and is a predicted model, not a curated record. The coding region runs from base 52 to 597 and encodes 181 amino acids.
AUUGCAGCAUCUUAAGAUUUAUUUUGUGGUCGGAUAAGGCCUUGGGCCUGCAUGGAGAAAAAGAUGGGAGAAGCUGUUGCCAGGGUAGCCAGAAAAGUGAAUGAAACUGUUGAAAACAGAACAGACUCUCUUGAUUUGGCAGAUUGCAAACUGAUGACCUUCCCCAUUGCCCUUUACAAAGUCAUGAGGCAUGUCACUGAAGGGAUACAUCUCAUCACUCUGGCCAACAAUGAACUGAAGUCCGUGACGAGCAAAUUCAUCACCACCUUUAGCCAGCUUAGAGAACUGAAUCUGGAAGGGAAUUACAUUCAUCGCCUGCCAGAAGAGGUUCAGACGCUUUCACAUCUGAGAGUCAUCAACCUUUCUAGAAACAAAUUUCAGCACUUUCCAGAGCAGCUGACUUCGUUGAAAGCUCUUGAAACCAUCAACCUAGAAGAAAAUGAGAUUGUGGAUGUGCCGGUGGAGAAGCUGGCCUCCAUGGAGUCCCUCCAGAGUGUGAACCUGAAGUCCAACCCGCUCAAUGAGGAGGUCCGGGUGAUUGCCAGACCGCUGAUCAAGUUUGACCUCCUGAUGUCUCCAGCCACUGCCCAUGUCUGAAAUGUUGGUGGCUCAGAGGCAGAUAUGCAGUGGGGUUGCUGUUUGGUUGUAGUUUCGGAGAGGGAAUAUGGUGUGUGCUGCUCUAGGAGAGUCCUGCCAACUUUCCCAAGCUGUGCUGCUCCUGCGUGCGUAAUGCUUCAUGGGCUUGCAGAGUAGCAAGAGGCAUGACUUUUUUUGCCAAAGGGCAGUGGUUCUGGCUUAAACAAAUAUCUAUUAAACUGUCAACAUAUUGAAAGUUCUACAAAUGCCUACAAAAAAAUGAGUGCCUUCUAAACUGCUAGGGGAGAACAACUUCUUUAAGACAGACAACUAUAUCCGUUGUCUGGUAUUGCAAGGGUGUGAAUGGAAUACAGCAGGCAUCCUUGACAUGGUGCCCAUGGGUUCCAUGGCACCUACAAACACUAUUCUUGGCACUCACCAAGGCUUUUGCCCAGCAGGGCUUCUGAUUGGCUGUAUGGAUUAAAAGGCAUCCUAUUAAAUGUUGAAGAUAUACCAUUAGAAUUAUAUAUGACCUCCCUCCCUGAGAAUUUGUGUCUGGCUCCGCCUCCUGUGGCAGCCAUUUUGUUCUUGUGCCCACUAUCCUGUGUGAGAAUUCUAAAGGUGACUGCAGGUUCAAAAUGGUUGACGGCCCUUGGAAUACAGCAUUUCCCAUAUGUGGAGGUCUGUGACAUAGUAGUGGCUGGCUGGAUGCCUGGAACAUGGCCAGUCGAUUUUGGUAGCCCAGUUUUAUCCACCUCACAAAUUUGAAACAAGAGUCUGAUAGAAAUCUUGCUCGGUUUCACUUGUCACAAAAGAGAACUGACUUCAAAAGUUGUGAGAGGGACAGAGAUCCUGCUUCUCUCUUCUGGUUUUAGAUGUAAAAAUCCAGGCAAUUGGUACUCAUGGUUUUUAUUUAAUGCCUGAACAGUGAUGACAAAAUCAGAUAGUGUGGCAAAAUACAUUUCUGGGCUCCAGACUAUUGUCUCAAAAAUAGAAUGAAUCUUGAGUAGGUAAAAGGGCACAUCCCUGGUAUAGAGAUUUCUUAAACAUAUGUGUGUAAAUUCCCUAUUGUGUCCUUUCAAAGUAAAUCCCUCUUGACAAAUUA